GCAGGCAGUUCGCCGCCGCCGUCCUUUCUGCCUCGCGGCGCCGCCGGAAGACCUGAGACUCCCAGGUCGAGCCCCGCAGACGCUCGGCCCUCGCACUCCUCCUCGGCUGCCCCGCGUCGACCCGGGAAGGCGGGCGGCGGGACCCGCCCUGGCCCCGAUGCGUCCCCGCGCGAGGCGGGGGGUUGCCGGUGGCCGCCGCUGCGGAAGGCUCCGGGGUGGCGCGCGCGGCCGGAACUCCUGUCCCUCGGGCCGCCCGUGUACCUGUCGCGAGGAGCGCUGGGCUGGUACAAUUUGGCCUCUUGAGAUUCUUCCUUAGCAAGAAAGAAGUGGGAAUAUUCUUGGAUGGAAAAUUGAAACAAUAAGAAAGCCCGAACUGAUUUUUACAUGGUUGUUAGUUCAUUUACCAAUAUGGACACUCUUCCCAACAAUUUUCUUCCUGGUGGAGAUGGUGGACUGACAAAUUCUCAAUCUGAAUUCCAAAAAAUGUUAAUUGAUGAAAGGUUACGAUGUGAACAUCAUAAAGCUAAUUAUCAGACUCUGAAAGCCGAACACACAAAGUUGCAAAAUGAGUACAUGAAGUUACAGAAUGAACUCAGACGCCUGUCAAAUGAAAAGCAAACUUACCAGGAAAAACUUCAGCUGAUGCUUGAAGAGCUAAGAGGAGAAUUAGUAGAGAAAGUUAAUCACUUAGAAGAGAUGAAGCAGCAGAUAUUAACUCCACAAAAAUUGGAAUUGUUAAGAGCCCAGAUACAGCAAGAAUUAGAAACUCCAAUGAGAGAGCGUUUUCAGAAUCUGGAUGAAGAAGUGGAAAAGUAUAGAGCUGACUAUAAUAAGCUUCGCUAUGAACAUACAUUUCUCAAAUCAGAAUUUGAACACCAGAAAGAAGAGUCGGCACGUAUUUUAGAAGAAGAAAAAAUAAAAUAUGAAUCAGAGAUCGCAAGGCUGGAGGAAGAUAAAGAAGAGCUGCGGCAACAGCUGUUUGCUGUUGACCCUACACGAGACAGCAAGCGAGCGGAGCAGCUUCUUCAGGAAAAAGUCCAUUUGUGUCAGAAAUUAAAAGACUUGACGGCUGAAGUGGCAGAAUUAAGGGCUGAAAAAGAGAAUUCUGGUGCUCAGAUAGAAAGUGUCCAAAGAAUACAGGUGCGCCAGUUGACUGAGAUGCAGGCGACCGUCAGAUCCCUGGAGGCUGAAAAACAGUCAGCCAAACUACAGACUGAACGCUUAGAAAAAGAGCUACAAUCAAGCAGUGAGCAAAAUACCUUGUUAAUCAAUCAAUUGCAUAAAGCUGAAAGAGAAAUAAGUACAUUGACCAGUAAAGUAAAAGAACUUAAACAUUCCAACAAACUAGAAAUAACAGACAUCAAACUGGAGGCAGCAAGAGCUAAGAGUGAGCUAGAAAGAGAAAGGAAUAAGAUUCAGAGUGAACUGGAUGGAUUACAGUCAGACAAUGAAAUUCUCAAAUCAGCUGUUGAACACCACAAAAUGCUCUUAGUAGAAAAGGAUCGUGAAUUAAUACGUAAAGUACAAGCUACUAGAGAAGAAGGUUACCAAAAACUUGUGGCAUUACAAGAUGAAAAGCUGGAACUUGAGAACAGAUUAGCAGAGUUAGAGAAUAUGAAAGUGGAACGUGAUGUCUGGAGGCAAUCUGAACGAGACCAGUGUGAGGAGAGGCUGAGGUCCAUGCAGAUGGCAGAGGAGUUGGCCAGAAAGGAGCUGCAGAGCCUGAGGUUAAAACUUCAACAACAAAUUGUGACUAUUGAAAAUGCAGAGAAAGAAAAACAUGAAAAUUCUGACCUAAAACAGCAAAUCAGUAGUUUGCAGAUCCAAGUGGCCUCACUUGCGCAGUCGGAGAGUGAGUUGCUGAAUUCAAACCAAAUGCUGAAGGAGACAGUGGAGAGGCUGAAACAAGAAUGCCGGAGCUCAAGGAGCCAGGCGGAGCAGGCGCAGCUGGGGGUCGAAAAGACAUUGGAAGAGAAGCAGAUCCAGUGGCUGGCAGAAAAGCAUCAGCUUCAUGAGCGUCUCGAGGAUAGAGAAGAGAAGUAUCAUCAGGUGAAGGAGAAGCUGCAGCGAGCUGCAAUCGCCCAGAAGAAGGCAGGUGGCUCUGGCUUGGGGUUUCUCUAG
Molecule: messenger RNA, 2121 nt
Organism: Carlito syrichta (Philippine tarsier)
Lineage: Eukaryota; Metazoa; Chordata; Mammalia; Primates; Tarsiidae
Product: centrosomal protein of 83 kDa-like
Exons: 13
Coding region: 385-2121 (578 amino acids)
Cellular component (GO): centrosome
Source: RefSeq, a predicted model, not a curated record